GUCCGUCCACUCCAGAAUGGAGGCAGACUCCAAUUUUCCUUUGAAAGACAUCGCGUCGGUGGUAGAGGUUUUCAAGGUGGAACUUGCACAAAUAGAACCGAACUUGGCCAAAUUAUCGAUUAUUUUAGGGUUCUUCGAGACCGCGUUAACCUGCAAGGGAUCCUCCAAUAGCUGUCCCAGCUUAGAUAAAGAAACGUUCGACGCACUUGGCGGUAAAUUUCAGGCCUUGGUUCAGAAAGAUUUGAAUGCCAACAAAGAACAAAAACCAGCAACGAGAGAAUUCGUUGUAGAUGUUGCCGAUCUAGUCUGGAGUUGUCUCUCAAAGUCCUAUUUCAAAGACAAGCCACACAUCCAGAAUUUAUAUAGUUUUUUGACAGGCAAGUUCCACUUUAACAUUUGUUAUAAUCUGUUACAAACCUCUUUAUGAAUGACGAUGAUACAUGGGCUGAUCACUACAAUCCUUUGUGAGCUUAAUAUAUUUAAUGUUUCAAUUCUUAGUCUCCAGUGUUUUUCACCCGUCUGUGAUUUUUAAGCUUUUAACUUUUUGAUCAAUGAACAAUAUAAUUCUAUCCCCGUUUAUUACUUUAAAUUAUGAGUACUAGGAUUUUUUUGGAUAUUUACAAAAUGAAACUGAAUCAUUUAUUUUUAUUGAAUCUUGAAACAUCUACUCUCUUUAGUUGUCCUCUAUAUUGAUCUAUUUUUGUCAAAAAAUCCAUUCAUAUAUAUAUUAUUGGAGCCAAAUUGUGACUCUGUUUGUGUAUGUAUGGAGCAGAAACUCUGAUUCUAUUAAUUUUAGCCUUUUAAUUGCAACCUUUAGAAAGAUUCACCCAGUAGGAAUCGAAGCUAAUUAAUAUUCAAUUCAGGGUAUGACUCUGAUUUCACAUUGAUCACCAAUCAGAAAAUUAUUCCUUGACAACAAUGUCAAUAUUCUGAGAGAAGUUGUUGUAAGUUUUGCAGAGAUCUGUGACAGAAAGAAAGAUAAGAGAGUAAUGCAUUGUUAUAAACUUUGAACAGUUGCAGUUCAUAUCUUCAUUCAAGUUGGGGCAGGGAGCAUUCAUCCAGAACCCAAAGAUAUUGGGGCGGCUGGCCCGUUAAUGGUGACGUAGUUUAUGCUCACACUUGGGAACUAUUGACCCUGAAAAACCCUAUCAAGCCACCUUAAAAUAAGGUGGGGGCCAAGGCUCCUCAUGCCCCUUUCAUAGAUCUACUAAUGGGAAACACUGAUAACUUAAUUUGUAUCUGGUUUAUUCAUGGCCUAAUAGAAUUUUCUUAUUGUCUUGAUAACUUCUUUUUCAGUAAAUAUUUGAAAAGUUAAAAAUGACCAUGGGUGUUGUGUGUAAAGUUUUUUUGGCGGCUGUGUUGAUCGAGUAUUGACCAAGUGUUGAUCGAGAGUCUGUCAAUAUCUAUCGGCCAAGUGGCGUUUUCCUGUCGGUCAAGUAUUAGUUGACAGAUCGACCAACAGUCAGUCGAGGUAGCAUCAGUAGUGUGUCAGCAAUGUACGGGGGGAAUGUUGGUCAAGUAUCGGUAAGGUAUCAGUGGUGUAUCAGUCGACAAUUGGCAUCGCCUUGAGUCGGUUGACAGUUGGCCAAGUGAUGUUUUACUGUCGGUUGAGUAUCAGCCAACAGAUCGACCGACAGUCGAUCGAGAUAGUAUCAGUAGUGUGUCGGCAGUUUAUCAGUGAACUGUCAGCUGAGUAUUUGUAAUGCAUCGGUGGUGUAUCGGUUGACAGUUGCCAUCGCUUUUAUCAAACUCGUCCCCAGUGCUUUCCCUUUGUUACAAAGUACCUAACAGCUGACACGCAGUAGACACUAUGGCUCGUUAUGUAGCUGUGAUCUGUUGGUGAUCUGUCGGAUAUCCAUUGGCAAAAUAAUGACCACCAACCAUCGACCGACUACCUACCAUUAGACUGUAGCAGUCGAGUACCCGCCAGAUAUUUGUCGAGACAUGACUGACUCUCGACCAACAGUUGGCCAUACUUGACCGCCACUACUGUACCAUAGCGGCCGACUGUCACCAACAUAUCGGCCAAUCGACUCUCAACCAAUGUAGCAAUCAAUAUGUCAAUCGACAUUCGACCAAGAUAUCAGCCGAUCCAUUGAUCAACACCCCCUGUAAGAAACAUGAUCCCGUUUUGGUUGUAUGAAUAUGGGGUGCUUAUAUAUAAAAGGUGAUAAGAACCUAGAACCUUACAGCUUCAUAAUAAAGUUUUUUUUCUCAUUAUACCAUCUUCCUACUCAGUACAAGAUCACAGAUGUCCUGGGAAGAGCUACCCAUUGAAAUCAUGUGAACAAAUGGUAUUUAUUAUUCAUGGAUAAUUUUUUUUUUGAAUUAUUUCUUAAAAGGAAAUCGACUGGACUGUUUUGGUGUUGCCUUUGCUGUAGUUGCCAUUUGUCAGGCGCUGGGUUACAAUGAUGUUCAUUUAGCACUGUCAGAAGACCACGCCUGGGUGGUGUUCGGUGAGAGUGGCAAAGAGACCGCAGAGGUUACGUGGCAUGGUAAAGGAAAUGAAGAUAAACGUGGUCAUCCUGUGGACUUUGAUGAGAGCACUGCACACAGCUGGUUGUACCUGAGUGGAUACCCUGUAAAAUGCACAAGACACAUGGAGGUUGCAUCCAUGGUAACGUCAAUAAACCCUAAUAUCAACAGCACAACCGACAGUGUGGAGUUAGCUAGUUUGCAGCAGGUAAGGUGUGAAAGAACCUGUUUUGAAGUUUAUGUGUCUUGAAAAUGUAGCCAAUAAGUUUUUCAAGUUUGUUGCUUAUAAUCCAUUCAAUCUCCAUGAUAGUAAGACACCUUUUAUCACAAUGGUCUACAAGCCAGUUGCCACAUUGCUGUUAUUCAUUUUCUUUCAAAAUAAACUUGAAAUUAGAAAACCUUCCUUAUGAAGUUUAUUUAAGUGCAAAUGUAUUUAGCAUAAUAUACAGUGGAACCUCGAUAUAACAAACCUCUGUAUAUAACAAACCUCGAUAUAACAAACCUCUGUAGAUAACAAAGUCCUUGGUGUAACAAACGAUUUUCUUUGUCCUAAUAAUAGUAAAUAUAUGAAAAGGAACCUCAAUAUUACAAAACCUCCUUAUAGCAAACAAAUUUUGCCACAAGUCCCUUGGCCCUUUGAUAUAUCAAGGUUUCACUGUACUGACGGCGGCACAUGCCUAUAUAGCCCAUAAUUAUGUGGUAGUAGCCUCUUGGGGGGUGGGUGGAUCCUUAACUUGAGAAAAAGGGAAGGAGUGCUCUUCUAAACUUGUGACAUCCUCGGAGACCCAGGGGCAGAUAGUGGGGGCAAGAGAAAGUCUAAACGGACGGAAAAAUAUGGCACAAAGAAAAGUAAAGAACGGCGAGAAGAGCCCCUGGCCUGACAAUGUCUUACCAGACCAGUUCCAAACGGUCGCCGCCAUUCUGGCUUCUGAUUGGUGCCAGGAAACUUUUGUGUUUUUCUGCCCAAUCAGAAGCCAGAUCAGCGGCAACUGUUUGGAACUGGCCUGGUAAGACAUUGUCCCCAGGGGCUCUUCUCGCUGUUCUUUACUUUUCUUCGUGCCGUAUUUUUCUGCCCGUUUAGACUUUCUCUUGCCCCCACUAUCUGCCCCCAGGUCUCCGAGGAUGAACUUGUGAUAACAGGGACCAAGCCUCAAAACUUAUUUUUGACUCUUCAAUCUUCUGUUUGGUUGAAAAAUAAGGGGGACUGGGUCCUAAGGUUGCAUAAAUUUGAGCAUUUAGUGAGUAAUAUUUAAGUGUAUGUUAUAUUUGUUUUGGAAUGACAGUGCAUAUGAUGCUUCAUUGUUUUUUAUCUAAUCAACAGCAACUUUUGUGGUUACUCUAUGAUCAAGGCCAUCUUAAGAGGUAAACAAUAUUUUAUUUUUUUAAAAUUUCUAACAGUAUCAAACGUAGGAAUAUAUUUUGUUAGGAAAUGAAGAGUGAACUCCAAUGUUCCAUCAAAAAUUUGUGUAGGACACUUGUUUCAUCGUGUAUCAUGUUUCCCAUUGUCUAGAUGAACCCUUGAACAAAAUUAAAAGUGUGUCAAGUCAAAAGUGUAAAAAUUUUAAAGGACUACAAGUAAAUCAGGAGAUCUAAAAUAUUCUAGCGGGAUGCAUAUGUGUGAUAUAUUGAAAAAAUUUUGGUUGAUUUUUUACUUCUUGCAGUGGUCUGAAAGUCCCUUCCAUCAAAUAAUUUACCUUCUAAGAUAAAAAGGCAUAUGUAGCACAUUUGAGAAAAUUGUACACUUCUUUGUAACUUACUGUGAUUUUGAUAAGCAUGGAUUGUUCAAUCUUAAAAAAACAUCUUUUCCUUCCAGUACAAAUACAUUGUAUGACAUAAGUUUUUUUCAGCACUUUAUCAGGGUCUGGUUCCUGAAAGGUGAUUAGUGCCAAGGGAAAGUUCAUUUAAUAUGACAAGGGGGGGGGGGAUGAAGAUAUUGAAACUCGAAGCUUGAAAUUUUAGCAGCCCCCAUCGCUAGCGGUUCAAUUUUAUAGGAGCCCCCUCCUUGGUAGUCGAAAAAAUUUCAGAGCCCCCCCCCCCCCCCCCUCCUUCAAUUCCUUUGCUCCCCUAAAAAAAGAUUGCUAGACUGUAUUAAAUAUAUUUACUGUUAUUGUCUUCAAUGGUUUAUACUAUGACAAACUUGAGAUACAGUUGUGAUACAAUUUUCUAAAGCAUUUUUAGGAUGAACAAGAGUGUAAUAAUUACUGAGACUACAUUUGUUAUAUCUGUAAACCACGUGAUAUAGCUGAGUUGCACAGGUCAUUAAAUUGUUGAGUUGAAAACCAUCUGAUCUGUAUGAUGAUGUCAUGUGUUGGUUUUGAAGUAUACAAAUUUUCGGAGCCCCCCCUUCGGGUGUCUAAAAAUUUUCGGAGCCCCCCCUCAAUAUCUUCAUCCCCCCCCCUUGUCAUAUUAAAUGAACUUUCCCUAAUGCAGGAUUUAAAUUUAAAUGUACCACUUUUUGUAUUUACCUUCCUACGCAUUGCUUAGAGUAACAUUUCGUGUUGUCAUUUCUUUUUUUGAAGUAAAGUCACAACGGUUUUUUGAAAGCUCAAGUUACAUGUUCUUAGACAAGAAACCGUACCUAAAAUUUGGCUUACUCCUGGGUUAACUUAACCAUCUUCGAGGAACAGGGCCCAGGAGGGUUGAUUAAUUUAAAUUUUGUGCAUUGCUCCACUAGAUAUCCAUUGGCUCUGGGCAAUCUUGGUGACUUGGAAGAAAUAUCACCAACUCCUGGCCACCCAUCAGCAGAAGACAUCCUUAAGGAAGGCAUAAGAGUGGGCCAAUCCCUGUACAAAGACUAUCAUGUGUACCCCUAUACGUACCUUGCUGGUUAUUAUUACAGACAGAAGCAGUAUCUGAAAGCCAUGGAUCACUGGGUCAAAGCAGCAUAUGUUGCUGGAAAGUACGUAGUGGUAACUAAGUAAGGUAAAAAAGGCAGUUAAAAAGAAAGACUGCCAAUUGCACUCCCUUGAACCAGAGAGGUGACAAUGAUUGGUCUCUCCCCACUCGCCCAUUAAUGUAAUAUUACAGCACAAAUAGGAAACCAAGGCACUGGUGCCUUAAUUUCCUCUCUACUACUCUAAGGCUGUGGCAUGUUUCAGCCUGGUUGAAUGGGUACUGGUCUGCUGAUGGGGGAGGGGGGGUUGAGUUUGAGCACCAGCUGGACCACAAAACCUGAGGGUCUUUAAACAAUUAUUUUAGUUCAUGCUGGUUGUGAUUUAAAAGGGAGCUUGUGUCAGUUCAGAUAAUUGCAUCAUUUGGGCAAUGACGUUAAGACUUUCUUAUUAGUUGGAACAGGACAUUAAAGAACCUAGCGCAAAGAUGUCUGAAAAAAGGGGGGCAUAGACCACAAUGGUGUGGCCUGUCUUCUCAUCGGGUGUUUCCCAUGUUUCUCAUGGGCUGUAAUUGUGGUGUGCAAGCUGAAAUUGUGGGACGAUCGUACUUAAAUGCAAUCAUUAUGCAUGGCGACAACUUACACCAACUCCUUGUAGGUACAACUAUUCAAAAGGAGAUGAGGAGAUGUUUAAAGAAUUCUACGAGAUAGCCAAUGACUUUAUCCCAAACAUUCUCAAGAUUACAUCUUCCAUCAAAGGUGACAGUGGUGCCAUCCAGUCUGCCAAUCUUGCUGAAGAUCCAAGCUUCUUUAGUCUUGUUCUUCAGUUUUAUGAUGGCAUCUGCCUAUGGGAGGAAGGCAGCCAAACUCCUGUUAUACAUGCUGACUGGGCGAAGAAGCUUGUUCAAUCAAUUUCAAGAUUUUCCCCUGCUUGUAGAUCUGCAUUGUCAUCUAUGCAUGCAGGAAAAUUAGCUACGGUUCAUGAGCCUGUGAAAAAUGAUACACCUGAAAUAAAGUCAUCUGCACAGGAAGGCGGAUCACUGUCAUUAUCCAAUAAGAUGGAAAACAACAGCUCAGCAACAGCAAGUGUAGAAAACUCUAAAGAACCACUGGUGUUGAAUCUUAGAAGCCAAAAAAUGAAAGGCAUGCGAGAUUUACUGACAACUAGUGGCAAAAUAAACACUAGUGCUAUCAAGCUGCAAUUAACAGCUCAGUCCCAAGUGAGUGUGCCAAAAAAUCGCAGGAGGUCGUCAUUCAAAACAGACGAUUAUGUUUAUGACUUUGGUGAAGGAGCUGAGGGAGAAGAUGAAGAAGAAGAAGAGAAGGAGAAGGAGAGGAGGCCAAGGAAAGCUAUGAAAGGAGACAGGGAUUAUGUUGUAUACUGAUUUUAUUUUUAUGUUGGAAGAAGAAUACAGUCAAACCUCCAGUAACGGCCACCUCUCCACAACGGCCACCUCUCUACAAUGGCCAUUUUUUUUUGCAGACAGUCCAUACAUUGACUCUUGUUAUGGCCACUUUCUGCUGUCCCCAAUGUGGCCGUUGUAGAGGUUCAACUGUAGAAAAGUAUUAUUUAAUUUCCAGCUGUCCAGAGUUUUUCUUCAGGAUGGUGUCCUCUCACCCUACCAGCAGAGUCUUUCUUUUGGUUGCUCAAUUUUAGCCUACUCGAGAAUUUAGGUUUCUAGGAAACUGCCUACCUACCCCUCCCCUAACCCAACAUUUUGCCCUAAGUGAGAGGUAAGUGUUAAUGUUGACUUAAGGGAGGGGUAGGUGGGUAGUUUCCCAUAAACCUAAAUUGAUCCAAAUUCUUCUCCCAUAAAAGUUUUUGUGCAUAGAGAGGUAGACAAUAUUUUCCAUUUACUACUCUCAUAUUUUGAGGGUAAGUGGAGAAUUUAAAGUAUCAUGCUUUUUUACUAGUAGUGUACAAUAAUUACAGUCAAACCACGAUUUAUUGACACCUGCUUAAUGUGCAGAAGGUUGACAACAAAUUAUAUUGUUGUGGUGCAGUCGCUAAAGCCGCCAGUUUAUAUGUACCAGCCAUUUUAUCUGUAGAGUUUUGCUUGUUUUAUUAUCUUUUGUGGGACUUGGUGACAUACUGUUACAAGGGGAAAAAAUACACUAUUUCUUCAUUUUUAAUGAUAACUUAUCUAGAGUUUUACAUAUAAUAUAACCAAAUUAUGCAUGAUAAUCUUUAAGGCUAACAUAUUCAUGAGAACACCAAUGCAUCAACCUUUCCUGGGGGUCAAAGUGCAACUCCACACUAAAAGUGACAGGGGUGCUCAUUGAUUUUUAGUCUCCCACCCAGACGUUCUUAGGGGUUCGUCGCACGUUCCUGCCCCACGUUCGUCAGGGAGGAUAAUUUUGCAUGGCUAGCCAAAAGAACAUUUGCACACAAGGAUAAUUGAUUUUUGAUUGUAAGAGGAAAUUGUGGAUGUUACUACCUCAGGUGCUAAAAUCUAAAAUGGCAGUUGUUUAAUUUACAGUGGUUUUUUUAGAGGCUUUUAGUUUAUCAUACACAUUCUGUAACAUGUUCUGUACAGCUGCUAUCGUACUGCAUACAAGUCCCGGCUACAGGUCUUAAAAAAAGUAUUUUCAUCAUCAUCUCAUUUGGGCCCUUAAUGUUUAAUCAAAAGAGACAUGUAACCCAUCUCAACACAAAGUUAAAUAUAUUUAAAAAGAAAGCAAACAUACUUAGGCCUUGCACCAGUCUAAUAAGGGGCCCAACAUGCCCAGAAGUCUCACUGCCAUUUCCACUACAUUGUUAGAAAGUUCAAAGUAACUUGCUGAACAUUUAUCAGCCAUUAAAGUUGACUAUUCUGUAUUUAACCACUU
Molecule: messenger RNA, 8134 nt
Organism: Porites lobata
Lineage: Eukaryota; Metazoa; Cnidaria; Anthozoa; Scleractinia; Poritidae
Source: the annotation of a GenBank genome assembly